GAGAGAGGGGAGGGCUGCCACGGGGUAUCCUGGGUCGGGGCCGGAGGGUCAACGUCACCACCAGGGCCUCCUUCGAGCGGCAGCAGCGGCAGCUAGCGGAGCAGGCGAGGGCGGCAGCGGCAGCGGGCAGCGGCGGUGGGUUGCACCCCCACCACUGCCCCCCACACCCCCACCACUGCCCCCCACACCCACACCCACACCCACACCCACACCCGCACCCACACCCACACCCGCACCCACACCCGCACCCACACCCGCACCCACACCCGCACCCGCACUCACACCCGCACCCACACCCGCACCCGCACCCGCACCCACACCCGCACCCGCACUCACACCCGCACCCACACCCGCACCCGCACCCGCACCCACACCCGCACCCGCACUCACACCCGCACCCGCACUCACACCCGCACCCGCACCCACACCCGCACCCGCACCCGCACUCACACCCGCACCCGCACUCACACCCGCACCCACACCCGCACCCGCACCCGCACCCGCACCCACACCCGCACCCGCACCCGCACCCACACCCGCACCCGCACCCACACCCGCACCCGCACUCACACCCGCACCCACACCCACACCCGCACCCGCACCCGCACCCGCACCCGCUAUCGGGCGACCUGGGGUGUGGGGAGCCUCGACGGGGGGAAGGCGUGC
Astrephomene gubernaculifera is the source of this 666-nucleotide messenger RNA. Lineage: Eukaryota; Viridiplantae; Chlorophyta; Chlorophyceae; Chlamydomonadales; Astrephomenaceae. The record is from the annotation of a GenBank genome assembly.